This is a messenger RNA of Siniperca chuatsi (mandarin fish), 6365 nucleotides long. It is a transcript of the gene ubn2b, whose product is annotated as ubinuclein 2b. The record is from RefSeq and is a predicted model, not a curated record. Gene Ontology annotation, cellular component: nucleus. Bases 2171 to 5728 code for a protein of 1185 amino acids. NCBI's taxonomy places the organism in Eukaryota, Metazoa, Chordata, Actinopteri, Centrarchiformes, Sinipercidae. The transcript has 17 exons.
CACUCAUGGUUAUUAGGGGAAUUUAUUUUGUGUGAAACUAACGUAUCUUGGUUAAAGUGUAAUAAAAAUGACCACUGACAAAAUGGAGAACAUCAACAAGGUUUAGUGAGAACUACAUUAUUUACGCAAAGGGAAUAUGUAAAAUAUAAUAUAUAUUAAUUAUUAUAGUAAGUGUGUGCUUUCCAUAUUUGGUACCAUUAUAGAUCCCGAAGACUUUAAAUACUAGCUAAUAUUGGAUCAGCUACAUGCAAAAGUAUCUACAUAGCAAGUUGGUUCUUUGCAGCUGAUAUGUUCAUAUUAAUAUAAGCAUGUGUAUCACAAUAACUGCAACAAUGAUUUGAAUGUAGACUGGUGGAAAUGGUGUGACUUGUGUAAACGAAUUACAGCAUUUAUUAUUGAAGACAAUUCCAGAAAGCAAAACUUGCAGCUUUAGAAGCUGUAACCAAAACUGUGAACUAAGUUUUUACUGAUUGACCAACGAUUUCAGCAGAAAACUAAUGGGCCGGGGGGAACCAUAACCAACAGGCUUAUCGUACCUGAGCAAGAAUCAAGGUAGAGCUGCAACUUGAAAGAAUAAUGCUGUUCUUGGUGCAACAGUUUUCUUAUUGCCUUUUUCUCUGAGAAUGUUAAAACCAAGUGGUGCAUUUGAAGAAGUAGGUAAAAUACAUUGUUUGGACUGAAGAACAAGGUGGCGGCCAAGGCCAACAGAAUCUGUCUGAUGGUGUCAUCACUCAAGGACUCCAUCACUGAGACUGGAGAUAAAUAUAUGUAUUAUCAUUUUCACAUGCAGAAAGAAUCACUAAGUGCCAAUGUUCUCUGCGAUUUUUACAUAUGGUACUCAACCUUUUGCAAUGUUGUCUUAGCAUUAAGAGAUUCACACUACAAGGGCAAUAACUAUUGUGAAAAAGAGAACAAAAUAUUAAGAUUUUGUUUAUUUUUAGGACAUUUGUGCAUGGGAUCAAUAAGUUUCUUACCUUAUUGCCACAAAAUCUCUUAAUUUGAGAGGUUUUCACUGAACAUUGUGUUAUCAAAAUGCUGCAUUUGCAGCAGAGAAGACAGUUUUUGUGUGUUAACAAUUUGUCUUGCCACAUAUUUACAACACACACUGGCAGUGACAAACAGAAGAGUGAGCAGAUGGACAGGAACAUGUAACAUACAAAUACACCAACACAAUUAACUGAAAAAGUCAAAGCAGGGGUUAAAUCAGAUCAUAUUGUGUAAUUAUAUUAAGUAAUUUUGGGCUUUUACCACUCAUAUCUCAGAGAUUUUUGAAAAGUUUGUGCGUUUAUGAAUAAACCAUUUUCCCAAAAUAAUUAAACUGUGUAUGAGAAAUGCUAAAUCCCUGUUCACAAAAAGCAAUCCUAACUUGACAUUUCUAGUGUAAACGCUAUUAACUGUAGUAUCAAGACAUUUAAAAACUUUAGAGUAAUAGUACGAUAAAAGCAAAAGUGAUCUGUAGUCUCUGCAUUUGUAUUGCAGAAUUGACUUGUCUGUGUUAAAUUGUCUUGGGAGUUCAUUAGAAGGGUGAAUUUCACUCAUCAUUUUGAAGUGCACCUCUUUAACUUUAGGAGGAAUGGGGGAUGAAAAGUUUCUUUUCCGGAUUUUACGAGCAACCAAGGCAGAAAAAACACACCAAACAUGUCAUUUGUCCUUGUAGUAAACAGUAGGGAGGCAUUCAGGAGAUCCGGACAUCCCGCCUGUGCAGAACAGUCAUCUCCUCCACAUUCGCGCUCGUCUGUCAGGUGGGCGUGUUUCAGCUCUGCCAUUGGACAAACACUUCUCCUUCCUCCCCGGCUUCCGCUUUCUUUUCAUACGCACGCCCAGCCACUGAAUAAUGAUAAUAAUGAUCAAGAUGGCUACUACAGAAUCCUUGCGGUAGCUAACCACCAAUUUCAUGGAACCACUCAAAACUGCGAUUUCUCACUGUUUAAGUCCCUCGUAGGUGACGGGGUCGGUGCCAGGAAUAAUACUAUAUGGAUUAAUACGGGCUGGGAGGAGAUAAAAGUAAUUGUGUUGCCUGCAGCACUCAUUCUGAGGAAGCUAGCUAGCAGAGCAACCAGCUAGCUAUACUUGUCGACCAUCUCCAGGUUUAGCUUUCCAGCCAGCGGCGGCUCAGAGGAGUGUGGCGCUCCCCGUUUUGCGUGCCCGGUCGUCGGACGGAGAGCGUCAAAUGGCAGAGCCGAGGAAAGUGCCGUUCGUCACCAUCUCAUCCUUCAACACCUCGCCGCCGACCCCGGAGUCCAGCAAGAAGCGCCGCCGCGAAGAUGAGGCCGUCGAAAUUACUUUUGGGAAAGAUGGAGGUGGAAGUGCCGCGGCGGUCGGCUCAGGAGGUGACGGAGGUCUGUUUGGUAACGUUAACACGAAAGGUGGCGAUGCCGAGACCGAGGAGGCGAAACCCACCGUCCGCCUCAACCUCCCGUUGACCGAGCCAAAUGAACGAGCGUCCGCUGAGUUCAACUACGGCGAGCUGGUCCACUCAACUCUUACUCAGGUAAAGCUUGCAGGUUCAACAGCCCCUAAAGGACUCACUCCUCCCCUGGACCCUAACGAUCCCUUUGCUGACGAUGAGAGGGAGAGACGGGAGGUAGAACAGCUGGCCAAGAAAUUUGAGAACAAAUAUGGUGGUGUCUCAAAGAAGAAGAAAAAGGACAGGAUGCAGGAUCUCAUUGACAUUGGCUAUGGCUAUGAUGAGACCGACCCUUUCAUAGACAAUUCAGAGGCUUACGACGAGCUGGUGCCGGCCUCGCUCACCACAAAACAUGGAGGCUUCUACAUCAACACAGGCACUCUGCAGUUCAGAGCAGCAUCUGACUCUGAGGGAGAAAAUGCAGGCACGGAGGAUAAUCACUUCAAGAAGAUGAAAGAUGGUGAGGAGCGGGUGAUAAAAAAACGUCGGAAAAAGCAAGAUGGUGGAAUUCUGGAAGACAAGAAACCCAGAAAGAAUAAAGUACCAAAGUCCGGAGUUUCAUCCCUGAAUGUUCAUCGACCAGAAAAGAAAAAGAGGAAGAAGCUGAUGAAGGAUUCUAUCCACCUGGCCAACAUGCUGCGUCGCUUCACCAGGGAGAAGGAGGAGAUGCGCAAGAAGAACAUGGCUGCAGCCGGUCUGCCACGGCCCAACACCAAAGUGCCCAGCGCCAACAGUGCACUCCUCAACACCCACUCCAAGGCAGCUGGCAGCAACGACUGCAACAUGGCUGACCUGACCGCCGACCCGGUUGUGAUGUCACUGCUGGGCACAGCCAAUAACGACAUUCUGCAGGACAUGAUGGGUGACCUGGACUUUGGGAUGCUGGACUCUCCUCAGCCCUCCAGUCCAGUGCAGGGAGAGAACGGCUCCUUUGGGAUGGGACAUAAAGCAGGUGGUAGCAGAGUGCCACAGGGUAACGUGAUGACCCCUCCUCCUCUGCCCAGCGGGCUCCCAGGCCCACUCACAAAGCGCAUCGAAGACCUGAGAGCGGCGUCCCGUCUGUUUGAUGAAGAGGGCAGGAAGAAAUUCUUCACAUUGGACAUGAACAACAUCCUACUGGACAUUGAGUUGCAGGUUCAGGAGCAGCCUGCAGAGGUGCGUUCAGCCGUCUACUCUCACCUGGAGGCCUUUGUGCCCUGCAAUAAAGAAGCCCUGCUCAAACGCCUUAAGAAGCUCAGCCUCAACAUACAGGAUGACCGCCUUCGAACGCCCCUGCUGAAACUGAAACUGGCAGUGUGCAGUGUGAUGCCGGAGCAGAUUGCUCGAUACAACAUGGACUGUAUCGCUAAAGUGGCAAAGCAGCAGUCUGAAGAGGGAGAGAAGAACGGGUCAGAGGAUGACGACGAGGAGAAACCAGGGAAGAGGGUGAUGGGCCCUCGAAAGAAGUUUGUCUGGGACGACAAACUCAGGUUGCUGCUGUGUAACCUGGUGCGGGUGAAGCUGGGCUGCUAUGAGCUGGAGGGCAAGAACUCGCUGUCUCUCGAAGACUACCUCAAAGCCUUCAUGGAGACUGAAGUCAAACCUCUCUGGCCUAAAGGCUGGAUGCAGGCCAGGAUGCUGUUCAAAGAGAGCACCAUGGCUCAUGGUCACCUCACAGGCUACACAGCAAAGAAAAAGAUGGUCCCUACUCCCAAGGCCAAGCCAAAGGAGGCUGUGUGGGUUCAGCGGUCUACACCUUCAGCCACUCCCUCCCCUGCAGCCCAGGUUGCCAAGCGACCACCUCAGUCACCGUCUGAGCCCAUAUGUCUCGAUUCCCUGGACGAGGAUCUGACAGUUACCUCCCUGGACUCCAUCUCCCAGGCCCUGGCUAUCCUCGGCAACGCAGCCAAGGGCCUGGCCCAUGGGGACAGCCCCCCGUCCCCGGAUGGCCCCAAGACUGCCACCAACCCCUCUUCUCUCCAUGCCUCGCCACUCCUCCAGCAGCAGAAAAAGAACUCUGUCAGCACUCCCAGCUCCAAUGCACCUCACUACAUCUCUACCUCUUCGCCUUCCUCCACCUCUCUGUCUCGGCCUCCCUCCAUCACGUCCUCUCCUCUGCCCUCAGGGAGGGUGGAUGGGAUGGGGGUGAUUAAGGGCACGGUACAGGCGCACAGACACUCAGUUUUGAACACUCAGAGACCUUUGAGUGUGGGUGUGGCUAAAGCCAACAUGCCUGCCUCAGCAUCGCCACCUAAACCACGUCCACCACCCACUGCGUCUCCGCUCGUGCCCCCAGGAUUAAAGACGGGGGUCUCCACUCCUCCGUCUGGCCUCCUCAAAGGCAGCAAUAAUAAUAAAGCCACCAGUGGUGACACUCUCAUCCUCACAUCGCCUCAGUCUCGGCCACACACCCUCCAAACUCCCUCACACAUGACCCUCAAAACCUUCCAGACGCCUCGCCUGCCCCAGACCCCGCAGAGUAAAUCCUCCCCCUCCCUCUCUCAGACGCUCCCUGGAGUUCAGCCCCAGCCCCGGCCUCAGUCUAACUUCAUCACCCCUAUGCACGCCACUCUCACCAAGUCCACCCACAGCAGCAUCCCACCGAUCGUCAAACUCACCCCCCGCACCCCCAACCCCGUUGUGACCACUACCACCUCAGCCUCACCCUCCAUCUCUCAAAGCCCCAGGUCUCAGGCAACAAUCUCCAUACACCAGUACGCUCCCAAAAGCCCAGCAGGGUUCCGCCCGCAGUUCUCAGGUGCCCAGGGAGGAGCAGCCAAGCCGGGGCAAGGCAGCUACACUCCUCCAGGCAGCCAGAAGACCCCCAACAACAACAGCACCACCAACACCAGCCUUAUUAACACCAUAUCCAUAAGCAAGCAUUCAGGAUCCAGUGCCUCCCCCACAACAGCCUCUGCCAACCCAAGCCCGCGUCAGAGGCCCGGGGGCGGGACACCUCAGGGGGCCAAGCCAGUCGUGUCUGUCCCAUCAUCAUCUGUCUCUUCUCAGUUGCCACAGGUUUCCACGGCAGGUAGCGGCAGUCUGCUCGGCUCAGCCUCGUCUCUUCCCCUGGGGUUUGGGAUGCUGGGGGGCCUGGUGCCCGUAUCCCUGCCCUUCCAGUUCCCCCCGCUGCUAAACCUGCCUCCACUGGGUACAGCAGGCUCCAGUACAGCAGCCGGCAGCUCUGCAGCCAGUAGCAAUGCAUCGUUCUCUACCCUGACCCAGAAUCUGUAUAAGAGUCUCCAGUCAGGGUCUCAGGUUGCUCUGCCUCCUCACUUGCAGCUCGCUUUCUCAGAUGUCAGUCAAAGCCAGGGAGGAGAUGCUAAGAGGAAGACUCUAUGAUCCUGCUGGAUUUCAACGCCCAGCGGAUGCUGUCUGAUGAAACGACAAAGUGUUGGGACAAAUCAGGAUGGAACGUGACUUUGGAUGACAGAUGGACAGACCUCUUGUGGGUCUGAAAUGAGGCAUCUGAAAUGAGGACUGGGUUACACUUAAGAUACUUGAUCUGUGUAGAUCAGCUCAACUCUUCAUGAAUACCACAGUUAAAUAUAACUUUUUAAAACAAUUUGAUAACUUUUAAAUACUAUUCUUCAUAGGAUUGUUAAAUGAAAUGACAAUUACAGUUUGUCAAUGUUUACAAGAUAGACCUAUAUCACUGUGGACAGGGAGAAGGAAUGAAUGGGAUUUUUUAAGAGGGUGUGUGUGUGUAUGUGAGGUUUUGAAUGGGUUUGGUUGGGGGGACUGAAAGUGUGCCUUUGUACAUCUCCUCCCUCUUUGAUGCAUGGUCAGUGUAUCUAUUUGGUGCUGUUUUUAUCAUAAUGUAAUUAUCACUGAUACCUGUAAGAAAUGUAAACUGCAAAUUGAAUUUGAGCAUUUGUUUUUCUUCCAAUGAGAGCUGUACACUUUUUCAUUGUACUUGAAAUGAAUUUGUUUCUGUAUAGAACUCGAACCUACUUUUAAUUAAAAUCUUCACAAUGGA